CCCACACAAGGAAGCCUUGGUAUCAAAGAGCAAUGGAGAGGGCUACCGUAUGGAAAACUGUUCCAAAGGCUACCGAAGUCCCUACUACAAAUGUUACACUGUGGAAAACCAUUUCCAAGCCUACCGAAAUUCCCAUGGCGAAUGCAACAUUAUGGAAAGCGAUUCCCAAGUCCGGUGAAAUCCCAUCAACUCAUCCCAAUAGAGAGAAGCUAAGGAAAUGUACCUCCCUAAGGGUUGCCACUUCGUUUACUAGGGUUUGUCUAUGUGCACCAAUCUCUUCCUACAAUGAGGUUUUUCGAGCCGAUGUUCCUCCUAGAAGAAGCAACAGUUACCCUAGGUCAAAGCCCUUUCCCCUGUCACAAGAAAGGAUACCUAGCGCAAGGCUAAGCACGGAAGGAAGAAGAGUUUUUCGCGGAAAAUCUUUGACGGAUGAUGUUUUGAUGAGGAGAUUUGUUGUGGAAGAAGAAGCAAUGAUGCAAGUUAGGAGGAGGAACCAAAUGGAAGUGAUAAGGAGAAGAAGCAUGCUGAGAAGGAAGAUGCUUGGCCCUAGUCCUCUUAGUAGAAUGGUAAAGGCUGAGGAGGAAGAAAAUUUUUAA
This is a messenger RNA of Durio zibethinus, 596 nucleotides long. RefSeq lists its product as uncharacterized. Lineage: Eukaryota; Viridiplantae; Streptophyta; Magnoliopsida; Malvales; Malvaceae. The record is from RefSeq and is a predicted model, not a curated record.